AUGAUAGUGAUAGAAAUAGCGAUAGGAACAGAGAAAUCCAACAUACGGGAACGCCUAUGUCAAUGCAUUUUCAUACGAGGCCUUGCAGGAAAAUUAUAUUAUUCAAGUGUCAGUGCUACAAUUUCACCUGCUACUGUUAGAUGUUUGACGACGUCAGGAUUUAUUACAGUAUUUAAAGACACUAAAGAAAAACCCAAUACUCGAACAAACAUGGAUGAGGUCAUUACAAAAGAAGUUGGGGAUAAUGGCAUAAUAGUCUUAAACCGACCUAAAGCGUUGAAUUCUAUAAAUUUGUCCAUGGUUAAAAAAAUAUAUUCUAUUCUCAAACAAUGGGAGUCUUCAAAGAAACUGGUAAUAAUAGAAGGUACAGGUGAGAAAGCGUUUUGCGCGGGUGGUGAUAUCAAAGUAUUUGCCUUGUCAUUGAAUGAACCAGCAGGAAAUCUACAGGGCGAAGAAUUUUGCAGGGUAAUGUAUACUUUAAAUCAUUUGAUCGGAACAUAUAAGAAGCCUUAUAUUGCUAUUAUCGAUGGGAUAACAAUGGGAGGUGGUGUUGGAUUAUCUAUACACGGCAAAUACAGAAUUGCCACGGAAAAAACUCGGUUUGCUAUGCCGGAAACGGCAAUAGGAUUUUGUCCUGAUGUUGGUGCGACUUACUUUCUGCCCAGAUUGAAAGGCAAACUGGGUAUAUAUUUAGGUUUAACAGGACACAGAUUAAAAGGUGCCGAUGUUUUUUUUGCUGGGAUUGCGACACAUUUUGUACCAUCAGAGAAACUCGCAGAUUUAAAACGCGAUUUAUUUGCAUUGCGCGAAAUUGACAUUGAGCCUAUUUUAAAUAAGUAUCACCAAAAAUUGAAACACGAAUUCAGCUUGGCACCUCAUAUGUCACAGAUAGAAAAUUGUUUUUCUGCUCCAACCGUUGAAGAGAUAAUUGAAAGACUGAAGAAAGAUAAUUCGGACUGGGCACAAAAGAAUAUAGAAAUACUGCUUAAAAUGUCUCCAUCUGCUCUCAAAAUCACCAAAAAAGCGAUUGAUGAAGGAAAAGAAAAAUCUUUAGCAGAUUGUUUAAAGAUCGAAUAUAGAUUGUCCUGUACCGCUUUAACCAGAGAUGGUGAUUUCUAUGAAGGUGUCAGAGCUCUUCUAAUCGACAAAGAUCAGAAACCAAUAUGGAAGCCAUCAUCCUUGGCCGAUGUAACGGAUGAAUAUGUAAAUAAACGAUUCGCGGCAUUUCCUGCAGAGAAGGAAUUGCAGUUGGAAACCAAAUUAUAA
This is a messenger RNA of Trachymyrmex septentrionalis, 1266 nucleotides long. RefSeq names its product 3-hydroxyisobutyryl-CoA hydrolase, mitochondrial-like. NCBI's taxonomy places the organism in Eukaryota, Metazoa, Arthropoda, Insecta, Hymenoptera, Formicidae. Gene Ontology annotation, molecular function: 3-hydroxyisobutyryl-CoA hydrolase activity. The record is from RefSeq and is a predicted model, not a curated record. The transcript is spliced from 8 exons. Gene Ontology annotation, biological process: L-valine catabolic process. Gene Ontology annotation, cellular component: mitochondrion. Bases 1 to 1266 code for a protein of 421 amino acids.